Messenger RNA from Echinococcus granulosus, 168 nucleotides. RefSeq lists its product as hypothetical. The transcript has 2 exons. The record is from RefSeq and is a predicted model, not a curated record. Bases 1 to 168 code for a protein of 55 amino acids. NCBI's taxonomy places the organism in Eukaryota, Metazoa, Platyhelminthes, Cestoda, Cyclophyllidea, Taeniidae.
AUGAGAACCGUGGGAAGUCCAGAGCCCGAUAUUCUGCAGCAUAUAAUAAUUUUUAUAAUGGUGUGCUUUCUGGAUAUUAGUGUGAAUGACUGUGCCCCGACAAAAGGUGUAUUUGUAUCUAAGCGUCAGCCAUCUAGCCUGAUCAUGAUUAUGCAAGCUGCCCCCUGA